GCUUGUUCUACAGUAAAUUGGUCAUAACCCGUUACGUGAAGCCGGCGAACUGCUGUCACAUUGAAAUAAUUUUAUUAUAUUUUCUCUUAAGCAAAAAUCGGUGGCAUUUUAAUUUAAAAAGUAUACAAUGAAAGUGAUUAUUGCGGAGUAAAAACUGUUGAAGAACGAAAAUGGAUCUAAAAGAGUUUAUUUUUUUAAUUCUAAUACACCAAGCUACCAUAGAAGGAUCAAUAGGUGAAGACUGUGAGCCGAGUCAUGAUAUAUUAGAUGGAGCUUGCAAAUUGGUGACUGAUUGUGAGGACGCUUUAAGAUACAUUAAACAGACUCGCAAGCAUCCCUUUCGAAGAUGUGGCUUCAGCGAUGAUUUAGAGAUUGUCUGUUGUCCAAAACCCGUAUUCGAAAUUUUUAACUCGGGCAAAGAGAAUUCUUCAAGAGAUCUAAGAACAACUACGAUGGAAACGGAUACAUUGCAUGGAAAAAUAAAACCAUCACGUAGAAUUGCUGAUAAAGAAUGUGAAAAAAUAAUCGAAUCGACUAUACCGCCCCUCGGAUUAUACAUCAUAGGAGGAGACUUGGCGGGCUUAGGGGAAUUCCCGCACAUGGUAGCACUUGGAUAUGAAAUGAAUGAUGGUUACAAAUUCAUUUGUGGAGGUUCAUUAGUGUCGACUAGUUUCGUCAUAACGGCUGCUCAUUGUCUUGAUAAUCUUGAGAGAAUCGAGCCAAGUAUUGUUCGUGCUGGAGUUAUAGAAAUCGGCGGUACAGAAUUUAACAAAGAAACUGAUAUAAGGAUAAAGGAGAUCAUCAAACAUCCCGCAUACAUAAGAAGCGCCAAGUAUCAUGACUUGGCUCUGCUAAGAUUAGAAAGACCAUUUGAAGUGUCAGUUAAUUUGAAUGCAAUUUGUUUGUACACCAACAAGGAAGAACCUUCUGUAGCGCUGACUGUAACCGGUUGGGGAACAACCAGUAUUUCGAGAGAUCUGAAGAGUUCAAAAUUGUUGAAGGCUGAUGUAUUUGUCGUACCGACGAAUACAUGCAAGAAAUCAUACCAAAACUGGCUCAAACUGCCCCGGGAAAUCAUUGAUGAACAAAUCUGCGCUGGCGACCCGAAAGGGUUUCACGAUGCUUGUCAGGGAGACUCCGGUGGUCCUCUACAGGGUUUGACAGAUAGCGACGGGUAUUACCGAUUGGUCGGCGUCAUUUCGUUCGGUCGCGGCUGUGGCUCGACCUUGCCCGGUGUGUAUACACGCAUCACGAAAUACCUCGACUGGAUCGAGAGUGUAGUGUGGCCACAAUCAAAAACUUAAAAAUUAAAUAUCUAUUUAAGUAAUUAAUAAGACAUUAUUUAUGAAAUAUUAAAUAGAAAAUAUAUUUAUAUAUAUCGGACGGAUUUAAAUAACGAUCGAGUUAUUACUAUUUCUGUAUUUUUUUGUAAUUUAAUUAUAUUAUUGAGUAGCUUUUAAAAAAUACUAUUAUUUUUGAGUCCUAAUAUUGUAGUUGAAAUAAACUAUACAAAUAUGAAAUCCAGACUUAUUGUCAAUAAUUGAUUUUGACCUCUGCCUGCUGAGGAAGUAAGUUUAUCGGUGAUAAGCUCGUCAUUAAAAAUGAUUUUCAAAGAAAUAUAUAACGUUAUGUAUCCACAUGAUUAAUUUUAAUUAUAUAUAUCAUUGUGUUAAAUCAAUUAUUAACCAUUCGAGGAUUAAAAUAUUACAAGAUAUAUCAUAUAUUUAUAUUUGUUACAUUUUAUUAAAUUUAUAACCUAACCAUGUCUUUAAUCGAGACUAUAAAUAAAAGAUUAAAAGUAUUUUAUUUUGGUGUUAAGCAUAUACCAAUUAAUUAUUCAAGAUUGUACUAUACUGUGAAGCUCUCUAUUACAUAAUAAAUGCUAAUAUAACUUUA
This is a messenger RNA of Nymphalis io (European peacock), 1896 nucleotides long. RefSeq names its product serine protease persephone-like. The record is from RefSeq and is a predicted model, not a curated record. The coding region runs from base 171 to 1304 and encodes 377 amino acids. Gene Ontology annotation, molecular function: serine-type endopeptidase activity. The transcript has 11 exons. Gene Ontology annotation, biological process: proteolysis. NCBI's taxonomy places the organism in Eukaryota, Metazoa, Arthropoda, Insecta, Lepidoptera, Nymphalidae.